CCACCGUCGCUCCCCCCGCGAGCCGAUCUCUAUGAUGAGGUUGCAUGGGGACAGCAUGUCACGGAGAAUGAUGCCCGUAUUGCUCAUCGAUUCUGGUCGUGUGCAGAUCAGGUGCUCAGGCAGGAACUCAUACAGCUUGAAGGCAAUGAAAAGCCAUUCUUGUACGCGGAAAACACGGAAGAGAAGGAGGCAAUGCCUAUGCAUGCCUUGGCGCACAAUGUUUACGAGCAUCUGAUGCGGCAGCAUCUGCUACCACCUGAACCAACCGAGUCGGAGACAGCAGGCAUGGAUCACUCGUGGGUUGAUCAUUCAUGGAGCUUUGAGGAGAUCUUCUUGGAGACCGAUGUACCCCGAUGGACUUUUUUCGAACAAAAGGCGCCCCAGCUUCUCAAGUCAAACCAGCUCAAAGCAGCUCUCAACGAACGGGGCCUCGAUGACCGGGGGACCGUAGCUGUACUGCGCGAGCGACUGGAAAAAUAUCAGACAGAAGGACCGAAGUGCUACCGGGCCCUGCGUCGUAGUGACCUCUCCCAUUGGGGCAUUGACAGAACGAAUGUUCGUCGCCAAUUUACAAUCAAUAUCUCUGAGAACGAGGAAGCACGUACACUUGACAUGUACACAUGCGCCAUUCUCCGAAGUCCAUACAAUCCGGCGUACUGGCUGAGUCGAGCUUAUUGCCACUAUCGACACUGCAUAUUUGACCUUGCCUUGGGAGAUGCUUAUCGAGCUCAGCUUCUUAUUGAAGUGCUGGUCAAUCCAUUGAGACGAAACAUGCAACCCGGUCUCUACACCCUGAUCUGGCAUGCAAUUGAGCAUCACAUCAUGGUCGGCGGAAAUGCAACCGAGAUCAAGUGGCUGCGCGCUGGCAAUGGGGUCAAUUAUUUCGUCCCAACCAUGCGAAAGGCACUGCAGAACAUCAUCGGUCUCAGUCUCAUAGCUCUCCAGUGCUGGCAUGAUCGAUUCCACUUCGAGCAAGAUCUGAUGAACAAGGUUAUCAUGAAAGAGCGCGAUGCGCAGCCAUUCAAACGACGACUUAAGGUUAAUAUUAAUUCAUGGGUGAGGGCUCAGGAAGUCAGCAGAGGUGUUUCACGCAAUUAUCUGUACUACGAGCGAUUCAAUGGCUGGAAUCAUGGCGGCCGGCCUUAUCCCUAUGAAGCAGAUGAUACAAUCAGGCUCCCCAGAAUAGGCGAAGGGCUUGCGGAAAAGGCAACAGAGCUUUUUGUGACCAAGAAUACUAGUCUUCCCUGGAAGAAGUGUAAGAUCGCCAUGGAAAGAGAGCAAAGGUACAUGAUGAUAGCGACCGAAGACAUCGCCGAAGAUGAGCUCAUCUGGGUCGAGAUCCCUUCAGCCAGGGGCCACCUCACAACGAAAAGACCUAGACUUCCUGAAGGUCACACUCCGGAGAAAAGAAUGACUUGUGACAAUUGCCAACGAAGACGGCAAUCCGUGAACCCUCUGGACAGAGAGAACAGAAACAGCAAAGAAGCAUGUCCCUGUAUCGACAAGACGCCUCCUCUUAUAUUCUGCCCUGCUCGAGGAGAAGAAGGCGAUGAGACCUGCGCCGAGAACGCCCGGAGACGCUAUCACUUCAAAGCAUGUGGGAAGGAUUGGGAGUGGCUCCACGACGCCAUGCGACCUGUUGUCUAUGACUUCAAUGUCAGGGUACAAUGGCUUUCUCAUUCCAACGAGAAACAUGGCACCGUAUUAAGCCUCCUGCUCCGGGAGAUCUUAGAUAUCACUCUGCUCAGACGGCAGACCAGUCCCGGUCUUCAAGCACACGAGAUCGACGAGCUUCUAGCCCUAGAAGGGCGCGCGGACUGGAAGGAACAGAACUUUCCCUUUUCAUUCGCUGCCAAUAUUCAAGUCCCCUGCGACAUUUUGCUGAAAUUGGGUGUUGAUAUCUUCCGAGACCUCAGUUUGGACACCUGGGUGAUCCAGCUCGUGCUACAGAAACUCCUCGUGAACGCCGUGCCCUGGGACGAGGACUUGCGCUCCAAAACCCCAAGGACCGACAAAACGAAGCGAUACUGGAUCUUUCCCAGACCCAGUACACAAAAGAACUGGCCGGAAGCAAAGUAUGCAGUAUAUGACCCGAGCUGUAGGUUCAUAUACUUGUUCCCGGGUUUCAGCUUUUUCGAUCAUGCUUGCAAGGAAAACACCAAUGCGCAAUGGGGCUACGACACGGAGGUUCCUAAUCGAUUGCUUGUGUGGGCGACCAAGCCGAUCAAGGCUGGGGAAGAGAUUCGCAUCUCGUAUAUCUCGGAUGAAGAUAAAGACGAGAGAGAAUAUGUCCUGCAGCGAGUGUUAGGAAAGCCUUGCAAUUGCCCGGGACCGGAACAUGGCGUACCACAGCAUCCCGAAUCUCCGUAUCCACCGAUUCCUGGACCA
Messenger RNA from Aspergillus saccharolyticus JOP 1030-1, 2388 nucleotides. RefSeq lists its product as uncharacterized. The transcript is spliced from 2 exons. NCBI's taxonomy places the organism in Eukaryota, Fungi, Ascomycota, Eurotiomycetes, Eurotiales, Aspergillaceae. Gene Ontology annotation, molecular function: protein binding. The annotation marks the transcript as partial. The record is from RefSeq and is a predicted model, not a curated record.